CCUCACAUCUCUAGUUUCUCUAAUCUUGCUGUGGUCCAUUACCCAAUUCUUCCUCAAAUCCUCAACCAAAAAAAACCUCCCCCCUUCCCCCUCAAAGCUACCAAUAAUCGGAAACCUACAUCAACUCACCUCGCACCCUCACCGCGGCCUCCACUCACUCGCCCAAAUACACGGCCCCCUCAUGCUCCUCCGCUUCGGGAGCGUCCCCGUCCUGGUCGUCUCAUCCGCAGAGACGGCCCGCGAGGUCAUGAAAACCCACGACACCAACUUCUCCAACAGGCCCCCAUUCAAGGCAAUGAGCAAGUUGUGCUACGGCUGCAAGGACGUCACCAGCUCCCCCUACGGCGAAUACUGGCGCCAGAUAAGGAGCAUAUUCGUCCUGCAGAUGCUGAGCAACAAGAGGGUUCGGUCUUUCGGGUGCAUAAGGGAGGAAGAGGCGGCCCUUCUGGUGAAGAGGAUCGAGGGGUGCGUUGAUGUGUUGGCUCCCGUGGAUUUGAGGAGGCUGAUUGAGGACUUGAAUGGGCAAGUUAUUUUUAGGUCCAGCUUCGGUAGGAGAUACAGUGAGACGGAGAACGGGAAGAAGUUCUUGCGUUUGAUUAGGGUUUUUAUGGGGCUUGUUGGGGAGAUUUAUGUUGGUGAUUUUAUCCCGUGGCUUGGAUGGAUUGGUCGUGUUAAUGGUUUUGAUAAGAGGAUUGACACCACUGCCAAAGAGAUAGAUCAAAUUUUGGAGAGUGUGAUUCAAGACCGCCAGCACUUGGUCAAGGCCAAAGGCAAAACUGAAGGAGAAGAACAAGAAGAAGAAGAUUUUCUGGAUAUUUUGCUCCAAAUCUACAAUCAAGAUGCCUCCAUGGAUCGAGAUACCGUUAAAGCAUUGCUUGUGGAUGUAUUUGUUGGCGGAACUGAUUCAAUCUCCACAUCUUUGGAAUGGAUUAUGUCAGAACUCUUACGACAUCCUAGGGUGAUGGAGAAGUUGCAAUCCGAGGUACGAGGUGUCGUUAAACAGAAGAAGCACAUAACACAAGAUGAUCUCGAGAAAAUGGAUUAUAUGAAGGCCGUGAUCAAGGAAAACAUGCGUCUCCAUCCAACAUUCCCGCUUUCACCAAGACUCGCAAGCAAGGAUGUGCAGAUCAAGGGGUACGACGUUGCAGCCGGAACCAUGAUGAUGGUCAACAUAUGGGCCAUUGGGAGGGAACUCGUCUCGUGGGACGAUCCGGACAAGUUUAUGCCGGAAAGAUUCUUGAAUUCUUCGAGAGAUUUCAAAGGCCAAGAUUUCGAGUUUAUCCCGUUCGGAACCGGAAGAAGGGGAUGCCCAGGGAUUAGAUAUGCUACAGCUACAAUGGAGCUUGUGUUAGCCAAUCUUAUGCAAAAGUUUGACUGGAAUUUGCCUAAUGGGAUUUUGCCAAAACACUUGGACAUGACUGAGAGCUCGGGAAUCGCUCCCAAUAAAGUUGUCCCUCUUCUUGCACUUGCCUCUCAUCCUCAAUAAUUUCGACAAAUUGUAUACUUUCUCUAUACAUAUCUGGCUCAUAUUUUAAGAAACGUGGGUUGAA
Messenger RNA from Salvia hispanica, 1550 nucleotides. Its product is annotated as cytochrome P450 736A117-like. The record is from RefSeq and is a predicted model, not a curated record. Lineage: Eukaryota; Viridiplantae; Streptophyta; Magnoliopsida; Lamiales; Lamiaceae. Gene Ontology annotation, molecular function: oxidoreductase activity, acting on paired donors, with incorporation or reduction of molecular oxygen; heme binding; monooxygenase activity.